Messenger RNA from Effrenium voratum, 4773 nucleotides. The record is from the annotation of a GenBank genome assembly. Lineage: Eukaryota; Dinophyceae; Suessiales; Symbiodiniaceae.
AUGCGCGCAACGCUGCCCUCCGCGCGCGUGGUCUCCGACACCUCGCUGGGCCGCGGGCCGCGCCGCAGCUUCGGCGCGCGGAGCCAGGUGUUGAAUCAAAACGCGCGGCCGACGCAGACACAGGGCCUGGGUGCCGCAGCAGCCACCAGCUCGGGGCCCAUUGGCCAGGCAUUGCUGGAGAAGGUGAAUGCGGUGUCCGGGAAGUUGGAGGUGAUCUUGGGGCGGCAGCCGCUGACCAGCCGCUUUCAGGCGCCCCAGUCCUUGGGCGAGAAGCUGCUGGACCUCACGGAGCGCCUGGGGCGUUUGGAGCGGCUCCUGGACGAGUGGCGCACCCGAGGCAGCUUCACCGGAAGCCUGGUGAAUGGAAGCGGCGGGUACCCGCGGAUGUCGGCGGAGGCGGCGGCCGAGGCGUCGGUGAAGGCGGUGGCCAAGUCGUUGCUGGAGGCAGCGAGGCGCAGCCCCAGCGGUGCCCCCGUGAUGGCCACCCCGGUGCCCGUGCUGCCGCAGGUGGUCCGGCAGCAGUCCCGGUCCACAACGCCGGUGACCACUUCCAGGGUGCGAACCCCCGGCCGGCCUGACACAACCUGGCGAGGAGUCUCAGUGGGCCCCAGCCCAGCCGCGACCCCGCCCUCGGUGCCGCACUUUGGGGGGCUGACGCCGCCCCCGGGGCUGUUUCUGCCGGCGAACCUGGGGCUUGGACUGCCGUUGGAGUCACUGGCACAGAACGCCCGGUUAAGCGCGGCGCACGUGCCCGUGAACGCGGUGUCGGCCUCGGCCCCGUCCGGGGCAGCAUCGGUGGCAUCGGGGGCCACUCCAAGGAGUGUGGGCUAUGCCUGGGACGGGCGUUUGUCGCCUCCCAUGGCUUUCUCCGCCCCGGCGCCUUUGCCGGUGGCCGGCGCCUCGCGCACCUCCUCGCUGGUGUCCAGGACCUCGGUGGCGCCGCCGCGGCCUGGCACCCUGCAGCUGCCGCCCAAGGUGCAGGACGCCGAGAUGAAGCUCCGGAAGUGGCUGGAGACCAUCCCCAUCGGCAACGGCUCGGAGCGGGGCUGGGACGACGGGCAGAUCCGCGAGAUCGCGGAGUUCGCGAACAAGUACAACAUCUCCAAUCUCUCCGCUGAGCAGCUCUACCAAAGGCUGGGUUGCUUAAGGCUGGCGGUGCUGGUGGGCCGUCGCGCCCUAUGGGAUCGGUUACAACAGAAGGAUGAUGGAGACGCAUCAGAGGUCUUCAAGUUCUUCGCCGCCAUGCUGCAAGUCCUGCUGGCCAUGGGCUUCCCCGUGCACCGCUGUUGCUUGCCUUUGGCCGCCUGGGUCGGAUCUCUGGAGCUUCUCCAAGUCCUUUCUCAGAGAGGCGGCGAAAAAGAGUUCAGCCGCUUGGGAGGCGUGGACAACCUUUUGUCCUGGGCCGCGCGGGGCAUCUACUCGCAGCCCAAGGCUCAGUCUGAGGUGUUGGAGUGGCUGUGCAACCAGAAAGCGGACCCCAACCACCGAGAUGCAGCAGGCCGAUCUGUGCUGGACUGGGCCUGUUGGGCGGGGUGCGAGGAGCUUGUGUCCAUGCUGCUGCGCCGGGGGCGUAUGGCCACCCGGGAGCCCGAGGUGCAGCCGCUCCUGCUGGCCACCUCCAGCCGCUCCGUGGGUCUGGUGCGGCUGCUGCUGCGCGCCGCAGGGGAUCCACAUGCACUUCCGAGAGGCCAAAGCGAUGCUGGCCAUGCGUGUGGGGCAUUGCUGCUGGCCGUGAGGUGCUGCGAGUAUGAGCUCGCAUGCGAGAUGCUGAAAAGCGCCGCCUUCGUGAACGUCGACCUGGCGCUAGGCGCCAGUCCCCGGAGGGAACGCGGAGCUGCGCAGGACGAAGAGAAGCCGGCAGGCGCGGCCACGCGCGCCACCAUCGUGCUGGUGGAGUCGCUGCGCCGCUUCUGCAGCGGCUUGCAGCGCCGUAGCGUGGAGGAGGUGUCGGUGACGGGAGUUCGCACCCACGUGCCUGGGCCGCAUCCGGACGAGUGCCUCUACGCCACCCCCACCAUGCCGCUGGGCGACGUGUUGCACCCGCUGGCAGCGCAGCUUCCGUCCCCCAUGCACCGGGUGCCCUUGGAGCUUCGCCCAGGGGUGCUCCCCAUGGCCUGGCUGCGCAGGACUCGGGAGGAGCCCUGGACCUCCGCGCGGAUGAUGGUGGAGUGCUUCCUCCAGCGCGGCUUCAAAGCCGACGAGGCCUUCCUCACCAAGGUGAUGCCCGCUUUGCCCCCCGAGGUCCAGAACCUCACGCGCAGAUUGGCGGAGGGAGGCUACCCGCCGCCCCUACCGACACUUCUGACCACCAUGCCGGACAUGCGGCGUGCGAGCGUGACGGAGAAGUCGCCCACCACGAUGUACGGCCUCGCUUGGUUGCACAACGGCAAGACAAAGCUGUCGAAGACUUUUGCGGAGCCGGCGAAGGAUUAUUGGCUGCGGCCCAAGGCCAUGGAGGACGUGAAGCCGUCCAUCGCCAAUGCCGCCGACUACAUGAAGGUCCCUUGGAGCCCCGUGCGGAGCGGCUGGGCGGAGGAGGAGGCGUCACAGCUGCCGGCCAUCCGCGUGGUGGUGCUGGGCGCCCCCCGCGUUGGAAAAAGCAGCGUGGUUCAGGUUCUGGCGGAUUAUUUGCAAGUGCACUGCGAGGAGGAUGAUGGGCCUGCAUGGCUCCGAGUGGUCCCAGGGCGUUGGCCUACCUCAGGCUCUCCAGUGGUGCAGGUCUGUUUGUGGGAUACCACCUCAACCUUCUCUCCGCUGCCCUACCUGGUGACGGAUCCGGAUGCAGCCACAUUUGCGGUGGCAGUGGUGGACAGCUUCGGAUCGGCGGAGACAUCGGACGCGGUGGCCAUGGCGCAGAGAUGUAUGUCCACAGAAGGAAGCGUGUCAGCGCCCAGGCGAGCCUUGGUGGUGGAGAACUGCUUUAGCGGCGGUGCCAGCCACAUGCCGGACAAGGCCCUGGCAACGAUCCAAUGCAGCGUGAUGAGCGAGGAGGGGCAGAGCAACUUGAAGAGAACGUUUGGGAAGAUGAUCGCAGAGAUGGUGGGCCAGAUCGAGGCCCGCGCGGAGGCCUCCCGCGGGGAGAAUUCCUUUGGCGCUCUGGCGCAGUGCGGCCAGGGCGACUUUCGCAGCGUCCUGGCGAGGGACACGGCCUUCCCCUGCAAUGCCCGGAAGCCCCUGGGGAAGCGAGCCCUUGCGUACCGCCUGCGGGGGGACUCCACCUACGUGGACCCCACGGCGGCCUCUAUCGCCUGGGCGGCAGUGUGUGCUGCACGCAGUACCUUGCCCCAGGAGGUGCAGCACUUGACGGGCAGCAGCCCCUCCACCAGCAGUUGGCGCAUGGCGCUCGUGUCCCAGGAACGUCUCGCGACGGUGCUGGAGCUAGGCCACGGUCGGCAAUCCUCUGCGACCUUGCAGAGGGCACUGCUGGACCUUGGCCUGAUUUGCCCUGUUCAAGCAGUGGACUCGCCUGGCAGUGUUCUGGUGCCGGACUUUGCGGAGCGGAUGAAGCUAAGCAAGGCUCUGGUGCAGCAGAUGCUUGACGCAGCCUCGCAGGUCUACGUGCGGGUCCUUUGGUCCCACUGGGAGCGAGUCCCCCAAGCGCCGCAUUUUCUGCGCACCGCGCUCCAGAACUUGCUGAAGGGCUCGCUGGGCUACAGCUCCACGGCCAAGCAGCUGGUGCUGCACCACUUCGCGCUCUUAGAGGAGGACUCUGGCGAAGUCUCGGAUCUGGGCUCCGGCUUUCUGGUGGCCUUCGAGCUGGCGGAGGAGUGCUGCAACCGCGAAAGUUUUGAGGGCUCCCUGCCGGAGCUGCUGGGAGUGCCGGAGAUAACCUGCGUGACAGUGAGGUGUGUGUCUGGUGGUGCCUGGGACGUUCUUUGCAGCGGGCCCCACGCCCAUUGGGCCUGGCACGCUCUGCUGCAGGGGACCUGCUUCGCGGGCUUCAAGGUCUUGGCUUCGCCCGGAAAGGGCGAGGCCGACUGGCCGAUGCCUGCCUGCCUCCUGUCCACGGCGCCGCUGGACGAGAAAAACGCGCGGAAGGCCGAUGAGGAGGAGAUGGCAGCAGCGGCCUGGCUGCUGUGCGGCCCGCAGGCCAAAGAGGCCCGGGAACGCCUCGUCUCGGGGCUGGACAGGCAAAAAGCCCUAGGCUUCGCUGCGUGUUGUGCUGCGGUGCUGGGGCGCCGGCCCCAGCUUGACCUGGGCACCCGGAACUUGAGCGCGGAAUUCGAGAUGUGCCUUUUGGCGCGCAGCUGGCACGAGAUGCCAUACCUGCUGAACGAGGCUCUGCUGAGUGUGGAGUCCUGGGCCAUUUGCGCCGCAGCUUUGGCACGCCUGGCACGCGAUGCCGCGGUCUGCGCGGGGCGCUGCGGCUCGCAGCUUCCUUUGCUAGCGGGCGACAGCGUGGCACUGCUGCCUGAGGGCCCACAGCUCCUGCAGAAGGAGGCCGUGGAGCUGACGCAAAACGUGCUGAAAGGGGACAUCACCCCGGCGCUCCAAGCGUGGCUCACCAUCUGCCGGCCUAUAGCUCUCUGGGUCUGGGCGGGCGCCGCCAAGGGCUUCUGCGCGCCGGUGGGGUCCUCUUUCGCGGAGGAGAAGCUGGACGUGGGGUCGCAGGUGGUGAAGGCCGUGCGCGCGGCAGUGGCUUGCUUCCUGUCGGAGGCGGCCAUUUUGGAGGUCUGGGACUUGCUCAAAGACCCAAACCUGGGAAGGAUGCUGCUGCCUCGGCCGGGCGGUGGCUGGAUGUGGCUGGACCCAGAUACGGACUGGCCACUCUAA